Manihot esculenta (cassava) is the source of this 1385-nucleotide messenger RNA. Its product is annotated as probable serine/threonine-protein kinase PBL15. The coding region runs from base 55 to 1281 and encodes 408 amino acids. Gene Ontology annotation, biological process: protein phosphorylation. The record is from RefSeq and is a predicted model, not a curated record. NCBI's taxonomy places the organism in Eukaryota, Viridiplantae, Streptophyta, Magnoliopsida, Malpighiales, Euphorbiaceae. The transcript is spliced from 5 exons. Gene Ontology annotation, molecular function: protein kinase activity; ATP binding.
UCCUCCAUAAACACAAUAGAUUUUAAUUCUUCAACACAAUUUUCAGCAGAAGAAAUGAAAGAGUCUUCAAAUAACAAGCAGUGGAGGCCAUUCACAGCCAAUUGCUGUUCAGCAAAAGACCAGACAAUCUUGGGAAACUUCAGCAGAUGCAGGCCUUCAAAGACAGAGAUGUCCAAGAACAUAGCUCCAUUGCCAUCAUUUAGGAAGCUGUCAUUUUCAGACAUAAGUAGGUCUUCUUCCAUGAAAAUAGAUGAAGAGCUUGCUGGAUGUUUAGGGCCAGACUUGUAUGAUUUUGAACUGAGUGAGUUAAGAGCUAUAACUCACAAUUUCAGCAGCAAUUAUUUGCUUGGAGAAGGUGGCUUUGGAACUGUUCAUAAAGGUUAUAUUGAUGACAAUUUCAGACAAGGCUUGAAGGCUCAACCUGUUGCUGUUAAGCUUCUUGAUAUUGAAGGUCUCCAAGGCCACAGAGAAUGGCUGGCAGAAGUGAUAUUUCUGGGACAACUGAGGCAUCCAAAUUUGGUAAAAUUGAUUGGGUAUUGUUGUGAGGAUGAAGAGAGACUUCUUGUGUACGAGUUCAUGCCCAGAGGCAGCUUAGAAAAUCACUUAUUUAAGAGAAUAUCUGUAUCGUUGGCAUGGGGAACGAGGCUGAAGAUAGCAAUUGGAGCAGCAAAGGGCCUUUCUUUUCUUCACAGUGCUCACAGCCCUGUCAUUUACCGUGACUUCAAGACUUCCAAUGUCUUGCUUGAUUCCGAUUUUAAUGCAAAAUUAUCAGAUUUUGGACUUGCAAAAAUGGGACCAGAGGGAUCAGACACACAUGUAACUACUAGAGUGAUGGGUACCUAUGGAUAUGCUGCACCGGAGUAUGUCUCUACAGGGCAUUUAACAACCAAGAGUGAUGUGUAUAGCUUUGGAGUAGUACUGUUAGAGCUGCUAACAGGGAGGAGAGCAAUGGACAAAUCAAGAGGGAAGAAUGAGCAAAACCUAAUAGAUUGGACAAAGCCAUACCUAACAAGUAGCAGAAGAUUGAGAUUCAUAAUAGAUCCAAGGCUUUCAGGGCAAUACUCAGUUAAAGGGGCAAAGCAAAUUGCAAAUUUAGCUUUGCAGUGCAUAAGUGUGAACCCUAAAGACAGGCCAAAAAUGGCAGCCAUUGUUGAAACACUUGAAGCUUUACAACACUACAAGGAUAUGGCUGUCACAUGUGGCCAAUGGCCUCCUUCACCAAAAUCCAAGACUAGUAAUGGAGUUUCAACUCAAGUCAGACUCCAACAAAGAAAAAACUAAGUAAAUCUUAGUUUUCUCGUGUAAUUUGUUAGCUUAUAUGUGUAUUUAUGUUAUGAGUAGAUAUGCCUUGUAAAUAUGAUAUGUGAAGUAAAUUAUAUUAAUAC